AUGAACGACAGUGAGCUAGACUGCUUAAAAACAGAAUUGGAACAUGAAAAAAACUGCAGAGAAACAGCAUCAUGGCAGAAUGGUGAGCUAGAAAACCAAAUCGUUUGUAUUCAAGAGGAUUUGCGCAAAGUUGAUUACCCUUGGGACUUCGAUAACGAUUUGCAGAAAGAAAGCGCAAGGCACCGACAGUUACUGGAAGCCAUCGAAACUUUGCGUGAACAACUCCCAUUCCUGAGAGAAAAAAUAAGAAAUGCCAAAGGUUGUGGACCAGAUUGCAAGCUUAAACAUGAUGACCUAAAUAUAAAUUUAGAUAUUCUAACUCCGGCGGAGUUACUGCGAACGGUUAAACGUUUUGAAAGAUUAAAGACCGAUCUCGUGAGCACUUUGCGCAGUAAGGAGUGGAGGCUGGAUUCGGAAUCUAAGUUAUUCGUGAGAGUCAACGAUCAACGCACGUAUUUGCAGAACGAGUUGAUGAUUUGUCAAAACAACAUUUCGCGCCUUCAGAGAAACGGAGCGUAUUGGCAAAAUAUUCCGCGCAAAUACGACGAAAGAGUACUCGAUCCAAAACGCGGACCGAUCAAGAAAAUAUUCUGCAACGAUCGUCUACCACCUAUCGUCACUUAA
Pieris macdunnoughi is the source of this 624-nucleotide messenger RNA. The record is from the annotation of a GenBank genome assembly. Lineage: Eukaryota; Metazoa; Arthropoda; Insecta; Lepidoptera; Pieridae.